Molecule: messenger RNA, 1578 nt
Organism: Stegastes partitus (bicolor damselfish)
Lineage: Eukaryota; Metazoa; Chordata; Actinopteri; Pomacentridae
Gene: sowahca
Product: sosondowah ankyrin repeat domain family Ca
Exons: 4
Coding region: 1-1578 (525 amino acids)
Molecular function (GO): protein binding
Source: RefSeq, a predicted model, not a curated record
AUGGCGUCCCGGUGCACCGAGCAAGCCGUGCAGGAGUUCCUGCUGGAGCGAGGAGGGAGGGUCCAACAGAUGGAGCUGAUCGAUCAUUUCCUAUCACUGUGGGAGGAAAACGAGCAGUCAAAGGAAGGGGUGGAUCGCGAGGUGCUGAAACGCAUCGUUGACAGCGUGGGGUUCGUGAAGGUGGAAGACGGCGUGAAAUUCGUGUGCCUGAACAGUGAAGGCAGCGCGGGGUCGGUGAUGCGUUCGGACGCAGACGGCCACGAUCACGCGGAGUGCAAUGGCAACAUCCAGGAGAGGCUGGACAACAAUUAUGUCAACGGCAACCCUGAAAACACAGAGCGAACAGGAGCACAAAGUCCACAGUCUGCCAGCCUGGACAACGACAAGCAGUCAAAUGGCAACGAGCAACCUGCAGCCCCCUCCCAGAGCAAGACCUCCACCCCUGUUGGUGGAGGAGAGGUGAAGCUGAGGGACAGGAGGAGGCGAGAGUCGGCCCCAGUUAUUGGGAUUCCAGAUCUGGACGUGGCCCACUGUGGAGGGUCCAACAACCAGCAGGUGAGAGGAGCACGCAGGGUGUCCAAAGGGUCCCAGCGGGCCAUGCUGACCAGCUGCCUCUCUGAAGACAGCGCGCUGGAGGGGCUGGAAGCUAUCGGAGAUAUCAACACACCCAAAGGAAGCCGCAGGAACUUCAUAGAGCUGAUGAUGAGUAGUUCUCCUCAGGUUCGUAGGUCUAUGAUCAACCGCGGCUCACGUCUCCGGGACUCGGUGAGGAGCGAUGGCGACUCAGCGUCCCUCCUCUCCUCAGCCACCGAUGAGGACUGCGCCUCGGUGACCCUGGACCCACUCGAGCACGAGUGGAUGCUGUGCGCCUCAGACGGUCUGUGGGAAAGCCUGCAGCCCCUGUUGGCCGUCGAGCCGAGCCUGGUGACCAAGAGAGACUUUGUGACGGGUUUUACCUGCCUCCACUGGGCAGCUAAGCAGGGCAAAGCUGAGCUGCUCUCCCAGCUGCUGGCCUUUGCCAAGGAGAACACUAUACCUGUGAAUGUAAACGUGAGAUCAAGUGCUGGAUACACACCGCUACACCUGGCUGCCAUGCAUGGACACACACAGGUGGUCCGUGUGCUGCUGUCAGACUGGGAGGCAGACCCCGAAGCUCGAGAUUACAGCGGCAGACGAGCCAUCCAGUACCUUCCCCCUCCGCUGGCCGCCGGCCUGCAGGAGGAGGGAGUGGUCACCUCACCGGGAGCCGAGUCGGACAGCGAAAACACUAACGGCAGCAGUGGCGGAGGGCGUGGCUGGAGGUUUCCCAGAGUCCUCCAGGGCAACCUGAACCCGCUGCGGCUGCUGAACCCACCGGCGGAGGCGGCAGAGGAGGCGGCGGGGACGGGGAAGACUAAGGGGGGCAUGCAGAGGAAGACGUCCCUGAGCCGACUGAACGCCCGGCUGCAUCGAGCCACGCGCCACCGAGCCCAGAUCAUCCACAGCGCCUCCUUCAGGGACACGGGCGAGGUGGGAAGAGGAGAGGAGCUACCCAGCAGUCCUCUCCGAACCAGGCCGCUGUCCAACCUGUUUGGAUAA